UUUAGAAAGGUAGUCGCCUAGGUAGCUAACGUUUGUGUUGGGAACUGAUUUGAAAGACCCACGUAACACAGAUCGUCGAAUUUUAGUAACUUUUUAAGCAUAAGCUCCUGUUUUUGCAGAAGCUUUUUUGAACACCGGAGACCAUUUUCUGCCUACGAGGAGCAGCCCGAUGGCCAGCAACGUGACAAACAAGACCGACCCACGCUCGCUUAAUUCGAGGGUCUUCAUCGGGAACCUCAACACGCUCCUGGUGACCAAGGCCGACGUGGAGGCCAUCUUCAGCAAGUACGGCAAGAUCGUGGGCUGCUCCGUGCACAAGGGCUACGCCUUUGUGCAGUAUGCCAACGAGAGGAACGCACGCGCCGCUGUGGCAGGGGAGGACGGCCGCAUGAUCGUGGGUCAAGUGUUGGAUAUUAACUUGGCUGGUGAACCCAAGCCUCACCGAUCGAAGACUGCCAAGCGCUCUGCAGGGGACAUAUACAGUUCCUCUUUUGAUCUCGAUUACGACUUUCAGAGGGACUAUUAUGACAGGAUGUACUCAUAUCCAUCACGGGUGCCCCCUCCACCGCCACCCCUGUCCCGAGCUGUGAUCCCGUCCAAACGCCCGCGGGUCAGUACCAGUGGUGGUGGGGGCCGUCGAACCAAGAGCGGCUUCUCCUCUUCCUCCAAGAGCAGUCAGAGGAUCUCAUCGUCCUCUUCCUCCUCCCGUGCUGUACGAGCAGAGGAUCUGCAGACCAUAAAGAGAGAGCUGACACAGAUCAAACACAAGGUGGAUUACCUGCUUGAGAGCUUGGAGCGAAUGGAAAAAGACCACUGCAAAAAGUCGGAAGGGAAGAGUUUGAAGUCGGAACCGGGAGAGAUGUCCUCCCUGCAGCACUCCAGCAGUUCCAGCAGCAAGAAGGAUGACAGCAGCAAAAGGGAGAGAGAGCGGGAGGCGCAGGAGCUGAAUGACUCCGAAGAAGAGGGGGACCUGCUGGAGGAGGAGGAGGAGGUGAAGAGUCGCGAGAGGGAAGACGACAACGACGAUGAGGAGGAAGAGGGGGAACAGGAGGAGGGAGAGGACGACGGCGACAGUGCUAAUGGAGACGACGACUCGUAGAUACGGCGAGAUAGACUGUUGCCCACGCACGCAAACACACACGUCCUCACACUGCAGUCAUUCUCAGAAUGCUCAGCACGCAGGAAUAACACACGGCACCAACACUACCAGUGCAAAUACUCUAAGGUCAGAUGUGGUUUUUUUUUUUUUUUUUUUAUACCCCCCUCCCUGAUUUUGCACACCUGUGUCACCUGUGGACACACUUCACUGAUCAGUGUGGUACCAGCUGUACUAAAUCUGCAGCAUCUCAUCCAUUCAUCCUCACUCAACCCUGCUGCUCCUCUUAGAUUUAUGUCCCAUUUCUCUCCUGCUUUUAGUUAGGUUUGUCCAUGUGUGCACUUGCCAGCCCUCUGUCCGCUGCGCAAGGUGAGCUUUGUUGUACUCUGCUGAACGAGGACUGGUUACUACAGGGACAUCUUCAGCGAUGUGCUGCAGUAGCUUUUCUUGACCAGCAUGUGGCAGUGAGAGAGCGGCUGUAUUUGUUUACUGUGUUUAAGGAAAAUGAUGAUAUUUGCUACGGUUAAACUUUCUUGCAUUUAGGUGAACAGUAGUGAACAGAUGGAGAUCGGAUAUAUGAUGAUAAAACGAUUGCUAGUUUAGAUUUUGUGCUCUUGUACAGAGAAAAGUUCAAGGUAAGCUUAGGAAAAGUUCCAGAUUCACUCUAUAAUGCAGUAAUUCAGUGUGUGUGUGUGUGUGUGUGUGUGUUUUUUUUGUUUAGUUUUGUUUUUAUUCCUUUUAUUUUGUCCUGAGUGUAAAAAUAAAUUUCAGUAAGUUUUCCUACUUAAGUGUUUGUGACUGACUUGCAUGUGCCCUAUGAGUGUGUGUGUGUGUGUUAUCAGGCACAUGCUGUGUACUGAUGGGAGGGACCUGGAGCUGCGCGAUAAAGCUGUUUGCACACACUGAUGGGACAGACCAGGGAGCGCGGGACACAUUCCACAUUUGCCAAGUUCAGUGCUUGUUUAAACUUGGCAUGUUUAUAAGAGGCUGUUUCUGUGAGAAAUGGGGAGUGUUUGGGGUAUGGUUAAUUCUCUGUGGGGCUCAGCAGCGGGAGGGCUGGGGAGGGUGUGGAUGGAAUAUACAAGUCAUGAGAAACGGAGGUGGAGAGAAAUGGUAAAAUCAGGAAAACGGGAGGGAUUCUGUAGCCUCUGAUAUGAAGAGGGAGGGGGGAGCUGUAGCAUUUGCGGUGAUUUAUGAGUGUGUCCCAAGGCACAGCAGCUGGGGUGUGUGUGUGGGGUGGGGUGG
This is a messenger RNA of Scleropages formosus (Asian bonytongue), 2341 nucleotides long. RefSeq names its product heterogeneous nuclear ribonucleoprotein C (gene hnrnpcb). Gene Ontology annotation, cellular component: nucleus. The transcript is spliced from 9 exons. Bases 170 to 1099 code for a protein of 309 amino acids. Gene Ontology annotation, molecular function: RNA binding. Lineage: Eukaryota; Metazoa; Chordata; Actinopteri; Osteoglossiformes; Osteoglossidae. The record is from RefSeq and is a predicted model, not a curated record.